Molecule: messenger RNA, 378 nt
Organism: Iphiclides podalirius (scarce swallowtail)
Lineage: Eukaryota; Metazoa; Arthropoda; Insecta; Lepidoptera; Papilionidae
Source: the annotation of a GenBank genome assembly
AUGCUCGCGAACGGGGCGCUGCGAGAAAAAGCUAUAUUGGCGCGGGGCGAUCCGCCGCGCGGCUUGUAUGUCUGGCGGGCCUUUUACGGGCCCCUAUCGGUUUACGCUGGAUUUUUAUUGCGGAGACUACUCGAUCGAAAACCCUCUUUUGAACUAUCGGCCGCGCAAAAACCGCACCGAACCCACUGCCCUUCUAUCGGCGCAGUCCUCUCAAUUAAAAAGCGCAGAGGUGCGCGCACCGCGCCGCCUUUUUGUCGCGCAAAAGAACCGCCGUCGCGCCCUUUUCAAGCCACGCACAAAGAGCCGCCGCGCCGGGCCGAUAAAGAACUCGACGAACAAACGCGCGUGGGUCCCCAGUGCAAGCGGGAGCGGACGCGC